Molecule: messenger RNA, 1653 nt
Organism: Hordeum vulgare subsp. vulgare (domesticated barley)
Lineage: Eukaryota; Viridiplantae; Streptophyta; Magnoliopsida; Poales; Poaceae
Product: mitoferrin-like
Exons: 2
Coding region: 120-1313 (397 amino acids)
Biological process (GO): iron import into the mitochondrion
Cellular component (GO): mitochondrial membrane
Molecular function (GO): ferrous iron transmembrane transporter activity
Source: RefSeq, a predicted model, not a curated record
GGUAGUAAAAAAGGGACAGAAUUUGCCUCGUGGAAAACUGAAAGGGAGAGAAUUUACAUUGCGGGAGUAGCAGAGGAAGAGAAAAACUUGGGGAAGAAACUGGGAGAGGAGAGGAGAGGAUGCCUGGAGACGACCACCGGGGGGGCGCCAACGCCUCCUCCCCAACCCCGUCCCCUCCGCCUAAAUGGCGACAUCUCCUCCAAAUCUCGCCUCCUCCUCUUCAUUAUUCCUCCACCCUCGCCCCCUUCCCCACCCCCACCUCCACCGCGUUCCCGCUCAAAACCCUAACCCUAGCGGCGCCCCUCGCCAUGGCCGCUGACUACCGCACCCCCGACAGGCUCCUCCCCGCCGCCGCCGCCGCCACCGAGGAGCCGGCCCAGGACCCGCCCAAGCCGGCCCUCGGCGUCGCGGGGCCGGCCGCCGCCGCGGCCCACGAUGGCCUGCGCUUCUGGCAGUACAUGCUCGCCGGCUCCGUCGCCGGCGUCGUCGAGCACACGGCCAUGUUCCCGGUCGACACCCUCAAGACGCACAUGCAGGCCGCCUCGCCGCCCUGCCGCCCCACCCUCUCGCUCGGGGCCGCGCUGCGGGCCGCCGUGGCAGGGGAGGGCGGCGCGCUCGCGCUCUACCGCGGCCUCCCCGCCAUGGCCCUCGGGGCCGGCCCCGCCCACGCCGUCUACUUCUCCGUCUACGAGUUCGCCAAGUCGCGCCUCACGGACCGCUUCGGCCCCAACAACCCCGCGGCGCACGCCUCCUCGGGGGUGCUCGCCACCAUCGCCAGCGACGCCGUCUUCACCCCCAUGGACACCGUCAAGCAGCGGCUGCAGCUCACCAGCAGCCCCUACUCCGGCGUCGCGCACUGCGUCCGCACCGUCUUCCGCGACGAGGGCCUCAGGGCCUUCUUCGUGUCCUACAGGACCACGGUGCUCAUGAACGCGCCCUACACCGCCGUCCACUUCUCCACCUACGAGGCGGCUAAGCGUGUGCUCGGGGACAUGGCAGCUGACGAGGAGUCGCUUGCCGUGCACGCCACUGCGGGUGCUGCGGCCGGCGCUCUUGCGGCCGCGUUAACCACACCACUCGAUGUUGUCAAGACGCAACUGCAGUGCCAGGGUGUAUGCGGAUGUGAACGUUUUGCUAGUAGUUCUAUAGGAGAUGUGUUCAGAACAAUUAUAAAGCGCGAUGGAUACGUUGGGCUUAUGAGGGGAUGGAAGCCGAGAAUGCUAUUCCACGCACCGGCAGCAGCCAUAUGCUGGUCCACAUACGAAGCCUCGAAGUCGUUCUUCGAAAGAUUUAAUGAGAAAAGGAGAAAAUAGUUGGAGCAUUUCUUGGAAGUGAUUGUGUUUUUCUGGAAGUCAAGUACUUCCAUGCUGUGGCGUGUCCGUCUGCUGACAGAAAGAGGCAGCGCCUGGAUGCAGCAGAGGAUCCAUUUGGGAUGAUGCAAUGCGCAUCGAAAUUUGUCUAACGAUGAUCUGUCUGUACGUUGUAUUUCUUCUCUUUUUGGCUGAGUUAUAUGUAUCAUUUUUCCAGCCCGUGGUCGGGAUAGCAAAUACCAGAAUAAUUUUGCCCUAGUUUUUCAGGAUCAUUGAGCACACUGUAUGGCCUUCUUUGUGUCAGAUUAUUGAUAAAAUGAAAUGAGAAUUUUGGUUCUGUUAA